AUGUAUUUGUUAAAUACCGUGCCAAAUUACAUAAGCAAGCUGAAACAUUUAAGGUAUCUUGAUCUUAGUGGUAGUGAUAUCAAGGCUCUCCCAAAUUCCAUAAGCAAGUUACAAAAUUUGCGGACUCUAAAACUGAAUAGAUGUUUCCAUCUUGAAGAAUUGCCAAGAGAUAUUAGAAAAUUGGUCAGCCUUAGGCAUCUUGAGUUUGACCAGUGUCUUAAGUUGAACAGCAUGCUGCCAUGGGGAUUGGGCCAGUUGACGUCUCUUUUGACAUUAACAAGGUUUGGAGUGGACUCAAAUAGCCGGUUGAGUGAAUUGCAAAGCCUAAACAAUCUAUGUGGACGCUUAACUAUUGAAAUUCUUGGACGUAGGGACUCAAGUAGCCCCCAGUGUUUGAAAAAUGCAACAGCAAAGGGAGCUGAGGCAACGAACUACUUGGAGGCUAAAAAACACCUGAAGUCGUUGAUAUUAUGUUUUGAUAGGGUUGAUCACGAUGAUGACGAGUUAUUGUUGGAAUCCCUACGUCCACACCUGAAUCUGAAGGAGCUGAAAAUAGAGUAUUAUGGGGGAAUGAGUUUCCCAAGUUGGAUGAUGAUGGUUGACAAAGUUGGCUUAUCACUCCCGAAUCUCAUCAGAAUUACUAUAGACAGCUGUGACAAAUGCAAACAUCUUCCACUAUUUGGGCAACUUCCUUCUCUCCAGUUUCUGUGUCUUUCUUUUAUGUAUUCCUUGGAGUACAUAGACAACAGUAGUACUGGCAGUGAUGGUGAGGUGUCUCUCUCGUCUUUACCCUCUUCUUCAUCUUUAAUAAGGAGAUCAGAGCAAACACCAACACCAACAUUCUUCCCAUCCCUGAAAGAACUCCAACUCCAUCCAAUGCCUAAUUUGAAGGGAUGGUGGAGAGAAGCAGUAGAAGAAGAAGCAACAACAAGUAGUGCAACUCUACUAGACCAACAGAAACAUCAACAACAGCAUUAUUGGCUCCCAUCAUUUCCUUCUCUUUCCAAAUUAAACAUCGAAUAUUGCCCUAAUCUGACAUCAAUGCCUAUUCUGCAACCAUGUCUUGAACAACUACAUCUCGAAAAUGUCAGUAACAAGCUAGUUGAACAACAGUUAAUGAUGACGGUGCCCCCAAUUGCAUCCAAGUCAUCAUCCUCUUCAUCUUCUUCGCUUCUUCAUCUUUCCAAAUUAAAGACUCUAAGUGUUGUCAACAUUCAGGACCUAGUUACUCUGCCAGAGUGUAUAGGCAACCUCACAUCACUUGACCGACUUUUCGUUGGCAAUUGCCCCAAUUUGACAUCAUUGCCCAAAGGAAUGCAACGGCUUGCUGCAUUACAACAACUCACAAUUACAUCAUGCACCGACGUUUUAUAUGAUAGAUGCCAUAAAGAAACCGGGGACGAUUGGCCAAAGAUUGCUCACAUCCGAAAUGUUUAUAUUGCAUAA
Messenger RNA from Cornus florida, 1446 nucleotides. RefSeq names its product putative disease resistance protein RGA4. NCBI's taxonomy places the organism in Eukaryota, Viridiplantae, Streptophyta, Magnoliopsida, Cornales, Cornaceae. The coding region runs from base 1 to 1446 and encodes 481 amino acids. The transcript has a single exon. The record is from RefSeq and is a predicted model, not a curated record.